AUGCCCGUACCCAUGUCACAGCACCCCGUUCCCGCUCAGUAUAUCCCCGCCCAGCGCAACAUGCCACACCCCAAUGAUGCUGCUCUUCGCCGGACCCGCAAACCCACCGACAAGAACAUCCCCGACGGCAUCGACGAUGUGGUGAUCGGCGAAGGCGUACAGCAGUACAAGGACCUGCGCGAUCUAGAGAAGAGAUUGGACGCCGCCAUCGUCCGAAAGAGACUGGACAUUCAGGAUUCGAUCAGCAAGACCGUUAAGAAGUACCGGACGAUGCGCAUUUGGAUUACAAACACAGUCGAGAACCAACCGUGGCAAGGUGCGGCUGGCCAGAAUGGGUCAGCGACUAACCCUGGCUCAGGGCGUUACAAGGUGCGCAUAGAGGGGCGGCUGCUGGAUGAUGAUACCGAUCCCACGGCCCCUGAGGAUAGCGACAACGAGGGCAACGAGACACAGGCGAAUGGAGAUGCCAUGGAUCACGACGGGAAGGAGACCAAGAAGAAUGCCUCGAAGCGGUCAAAGCAGCGCUUUUCGCACUUUUUCAAAACAGUCACGGUCGACUUCGACAAAUCUUCAACCGCGAACCCGGAGGAGAUCAAGACUGUUAACUGGAAUAAGCCACAACUUCCGGCUAAUACUGUAACACUACCCCCGACUGCCGAUUUUGACUCUCUGCAGUUCUCUCGGGCUUCGCAGGAGAACUUGAAUGUCACCGUAAGCCUUGUCAGAGAUGAGACUCCAGAGCGGUAUAAGCUGAGCAAAGAGCUGGCGGAAGUGCUCGAUGUCGAGGAGGAAACGCGCAGCGGGAUUGUGCUUGGGAUUUGGGAUUAUAUUCGCGCGAUGGGUCUACAGGAGGACGAGGAGAAGCGUUUGGUCCGCUGUGAUCAUCGUUUGCGAUCUAUCUUCGGCCGAGACCAGAUGUUCUUCCCACAGAUCCCAGAGAGCAUCGGCCCUCACACCAGUCCCCUUGACCCGAUCAAGCUUCCAUACACCAUCCGUGUCGAUGAAGAUUUCCACAAGGACCCCACCCCCACCGUCUACGACAUCCAAGUGGCCGUGGAAGACCCGCUCCGCGCUAAGAUGCUCGCUCUGACCCAGAACCCACAGUACACCGCCGGGCUGCGACAGAUUUCCACUCUGGACGACCAGGUGUCACUCAUCGUCCAGGCACUGACACACUCGCGUGCCAAACACUCCUUCUACACGGCGCUGAGCAAAGACCCCGCCACGUUCCUUCGUCGCUGGGUCAACUCGCAGCGCAGGGACCUCGAGACCAUCCUGGGCGAGGCGACUCGCGGUGGCGGCGAAGAUGCCACUGGCCCGGAGUUCCGCCGCGGAGGUGCCGAUGGCGCUUGGGACUCGCCGGUGGCCCGCGAAGCGGUGCGGUACAUGCUCGCGAAGCCGGAGGCCAUGCCGCGGUGA
Messenger RNA from Aspergillus bombycis, 1419 nucleotides. Its product is annotated as SWIB/MDM2 domain-containing protein. The transcript is spliced from 2 exons. The coding region runs from base 1 to 1419 and encodes 472 amino acids. Gene Ontology annotation, cellular component: nucleus; SWI/SNF complex. NCBI's taxonomy places the organism in Eukaryota, Fungi, Ascomycota, Eurotiomycetes, Eurotiales, Aspergillaceae. Gene Ontology annotation, biological process: regulation of transcription by RNA polymerase II. The record is from RefSeq and is a predicted model, not a curated record.